UCUGUUAGUUCGUAUGUUCGGGUUUCUCCAUAACUUUCGGUUUCACUUCGACAGUGCUGACUAACCGUGUCUGUCGAGGCCUGCAGCAGCGCACAUCUUCAGAUAACAUUCACCUUCGAAGGGGGUAUAAUCGCACGGUAAAUUGCACGAUAGCCAAUUGUAACGCAGGUGAACUUGCUGUCGUGAUAAUAGCGAUAGUCGUGACAGUAAUCGGUGUUUCCAGCAGCAAAGCCCGGACGAGACCUUACUCAAGUACCGCACCGCGAUGAAUCCGCUGGAAAUGAAGCCAGAGACGAAGAAACAGGUCGAUGGAUUCUGUGCACAGCUGUCCAAAGAGGUGAGCCCACUCAGAGCGCAUAGCAGGUCACAGGAGUCCCCGCUGUCUGCUCGGCUGCUGUGUAUCAGCUGUGUGUCACGUCUGUGCUGUGUGCAUUUUUGCUGUGUUGUGUUAACUGUGGGUCACGUGGACUUGUGCAUUAGCUGUGUGCAGUGUUCGUGGGCUCAGUGCAGUGUUAAUGUACUGGAGUGUCCAGUCAGUGUGUCUGUAUUAACCCCUCUCUCUAUCCAGGUAUCCAUGUGGGUUCAGCUUCAGGUUCCGAAGAUAGAGGAUGGGAACAAUUUUGGAGUGGCAGUGCAGGAGAAGGUGUUUGAACUGAUGACCAACACGCGCACUAAAAUAGAGGGAUUCCAGACCCAGAUCUCAAAGUAUUUCAGUGAGAGGGGAGAUGCUGUAGCUAAGGCCUCCAAACAGCCGCAUGUGGGGGAUUACAGACAGCUGGUACACGAGCUGGAUCAGAACCAGUACUGUGAGAUCCGGAUCAUGGUCCUGGAGGUUCGGAACACCUAUGCAGUGCUCUAUGACAUCAUCAGCAAGAACUUCGACAAGAUCAAGAAGCCCAGAGGAGACGGAAAGGCCCUCAUAUACUGAGACCCACGCCGAAACACACAACCCCACUCUCGCCAACUCACACUGACGCUGGAGAAGGAGCCCACUGUCCAUGCAGUUCAAGAAUAAAGCAGAAACCUUUGAUUAAA
Lepisosteus oculatus (spotted gar) is the source of this 1035-nucleotide messenger RNA. Lineage: Eukaryota; Metazoa; Chordata; Actinopteri; Semionotiformes; Lepisosteidae. The record is from RefSeq and is a predicted model, not a curated record.